CGCCAGGUAUGAGCUGCUCGACGCGCGAGCCCACACUCGCUUCCUCCGUGCAGCAGCAACAGCCGUCGACGAAUGUCCAAGCCGCCUUCAAGCAACAUGGACGCCCGCUAUAACGACCGGAACGCGCCAUUGGCUGUGGCUGUGGCGGUUCCUUCGCAACAGAGCCCCUUUGAGAAGCUCAACACACUCAAGUUGCUCUUAGAUUGCGGCCACUUAACCGCGGGCGAGUACCAGGAACGCAAGACGCAGAUCAUCAACGAGAUGACAGGAACUUCCACCGAGAGGAAGAAACCCUCACCAAGUUCUAGGAGGCCAGGCUCAGCCAAUGGAAGUCCGCCACCUCCGCCUCUCCAGCCUUUACUUAAGACCGUCGUACCUCAUGGUCCGCCAGAUUUCUCAAGAAUUAGAAGAGAACGAGCGGAUAAAUUGAGCUUCGAUGUGGAUACAUUGGAGUGGCAUUCGACCCCCGUGAAGGUGAAAUUGGAUCUGGUGCCGUUUGCUACGGGACAAUUGAGAAAUGCCUAUUAUCUACAGGAACUCGGUGCUGAUGGUAGUUCGUCGAGGUUAUUGGUGGCGAAAGUGAGUCUACGUUUUGCUGAGCCCAGUACGUAUCUCAGCGACGUGGAGAUGCAAGCGGUGUGUGCUCAUUACGCAGCUCUAUACAACGAGCAUGAGCCUCCUCUAAAGGUGUGUUAUGCGAGGUCUUGGUUACUGAAACUGAGGAAUCGAGAACGCGGGACUCUGGUGUGUUCCGUGGAGGAGUUCCUGCCAGGAGCGUAUGUGAAAUAUAGCAAUAACAGCGGCUACGUGGGUCGAGAAACCAGCACGACUGAAGAACGGGAACGCAACACGCCACAGGCUUUUUCCCACUUUUCUUUCGUGGCUUCGGAUUUCCGAUUAAUGAUUGUGGACAUCCAAGGAGUCGCAGAUAGCUACACCGAUCCUCAGAUUCAUUCCGCUGACGGGAGAGGCUUUGGGGUGGGGAAUCUCGGUACCUUCGGGAUGGAAAAGUUCCUGGAAAGUCAUCGAUGCAAUGAAGUCUGUCGGUGGCUGGGACUGCGCAGUAUUAACGAACAGUACAAAGCCGGCGGAACGGCUGCUCCCGGGUACGAGAUGCCAUUCGGUGGGGCCAUUAAGAAGUCGACGAAUAGGAUUACAGAGGAACGCAAUACAUUCUCCACUUCAGUCACAGUGAGCGAAGCAUUUGGCGACACUGCAUCAGCAGAUUGGACCGAGCAGGACUCGAAACGGGAGAGUGCGGAGGAGGACGAAGAAGAUGAAGAAGACGAAGAGGACGCGGGCGAACACUCUGACUCGACUUCGUACGCUACGGACUCGUCACCGGCAAUGUCGGCACUGCAUCCACGACAUCCGAGGGCGAAGAGGCAAAAGCGAGUUUCGCCUCGAUCACCUGGCAAGCCAAAAAAACGCGAGGGUGGUCGACGGCUCCGGCACCCCACACAUGUCAGCAAAAGCAUCACAAGUAGUCCCGGGGCAGGAGGUGGAAGCCUCUGGUCAAAUGUGGCUCGAAAUUUAUUCUGCGGGUGUGCGUGA
Molecule: messenger RNA, 1554 nt
Organism: Phytophthora infestans T30-4
Lineage: Eukaryota; Oomycota; Peronosporomycetes; Peronosporales; Peronosporaceae
Product: alpha kinase
Exons: 3
Coding region: 73-1554 (493 amino acids)
Biological process (GO): protein phosphorylation
Molecular function (GO): protein serine/threonine kinase activity; ATP binding
Source: RefSeq, a predicted model, not a curated record